CCAGCUGCUUUUCCUCGGGGCAAGGAUGGCGCACGCUGGGAGAACAGGGUAUGAUAACCGGGAGAUAGUGAUGAAGUACAUCCACUAUAAGCUGUCGCAGAGGGGCUACGAGUGGGAUGCCGGAGAGGUGGGGGCCGCCCCCGCGCCGGGUAUCUUCUCCUCCCAGCCCGGGCGCACCCCCGCGCCCGCCAGGACCUCGCCGCCGCCGCCCCCGGCCGCCCCUGCCGCCGCUGCGGGACCUGCGCUCAGCCCCGUGCCACCUGUGGUCCACCUGACCCUGCGCCAGGCCGGCGAUGACUUCUCCCGUCGCUACCGCCGCGACUUCGCCGAGAUGUCCAGCCAGCUGCACCUGACACCCUUCACCGCGAGGGGACGCUUUGCCACGGUAGUGGAGGAGCUCUUCAGGGAUGGGGUGAACUGGGGGAGGAUUGUGGCCUUCUUUGAGUUCGGUGGGGUCAUGUGUGUGGAAAGCGUCAACCGGGAGAUGUCGCCCCUGGUGGACAGCAUCGCCCUGUGGAUGACUGAGUACCUGAACCGACACCUGCACACGUGGAUCCAGGAUAACGGAGGCUGGGACGCCUUUGUGGAACUGUACGGCCCCAGCAUGCGGCCUCUGUUUGAUUUCUCCUGGCUGUCUCUGAAGGCGCUGCUCAGUCUGGCUCUGGUGGGAGCUUGCAUCACCCUGGGUGCGUAUCUGGGCCACAAGUGAAGUCAACAGGCCUGCCACAAACAAAUAU
This is a messenger RNA of Diceros bicornis minor, 737 nucleotides long. RefSeq names its product BCL2 apoptosis regulator (gene BCL2). The record is from RefSeq and is a predicted model, not a curated record. Bases 26 to 709 code for a protein of 227 amino acids. Gene Ontology annotation, molecular function: protein homodimerization activity; protein heterodimerization activity. NCBI's taxonomy places the organism in Eukaryota, Metazoa, Chordata, Mammalia, Perissodactyla, Rhinocerotidae. Gene Ontology annotation, biological process: negative regulation of intrinsic apoptotic signaling pathway; intrinsic apoptotic signaling pathway in response to DNA damage; extrinsic apoptotic signaling pathway in absence of ligand. Gene Ontology annotation, cellular component: mitochondrial outer membrane. The transcript has 2 exons.